GAAGGCAACCGGCGAGGCUAUCGAUGAGAUGCUGGCCGCCAACGACCCCGUCAAAAACAGCAACGGCAAACGCGUAUCCGGAGCCCAGCUUCCCGAUCGAGCGGUCAGGAGCAGUGGGAGGGAAAGGGAGCUACCCCAUCCGGUUCAAACCGAACGCGGCGGCCUACACACUGGAGAUCUGCCCGUGCGACGGUCAACCGGUGGCAAAGAACGGCGCGGCGAAAGUUGUCCAGGUGCCUCGGAAGCGUAUCAUUGAGUGGCUGAAGCAGGAGGAGCAGCUCAGGGAAAAGGUCAGCGCCAACCCCAAGCUUUCGAAGGCCAAGCAGGAUGCCGGAGGAGGCGCUGGCUUUCAAGGUCAAAUUCAACUCCUGGUACCAACGGUUCCGCAAGCGAAAUCGGUUCAGCAUCCGCNCUUCCCGAUCGAGCGGUCAGGAGCAGUGGGAGGGAAAGGGAGCUACCCCAUCCGGUUCAAACCGAACGCGGNAGUGCUGGCGGUCCUUCCUCUGCGGAUCAGAGAGCUGCCGCUGCGGACCCGAAGGCAACCGGCGAGGCUAUCGAUGAGAUGCUGGCCGCCAACGACCCCGUCAAAAACAGCAACGGCAAACGCGUAUCCGGAGCCCAGCUUCCCGAUCGAGCGGUCAGGAGCAGUGGGAGGGAAAGGGAGCUACCCCAUCCGGUUCAAACCGAACGCGGCGGCCUACACACUGGAGAUCUGCCCGUGCGACGGUCAACCGGUGGCAAAGAACGGCGCGGCGAAAGUUGUCCAGGUGCCUCGGAAGCGUAUCAUUGAGUGGCUGAAGCAGGAGGAGCAGCUCAGGGAAAAGGUCAGCGCCAACCCCAAGCUUUCGAAGGCCAAGCAGCGCAAGCAGCACCGCGGUUGUGGUAAUCGGGAGGUGAUGAUCAAGCUGCUCGAGCUGAAGCCUGACGCCCUUGGCAGGAUGCCGGAGGAGGCGCUGGCUUUCAAGGUCAAAUUCAACUCCUGGUACCAACGGUUCCGCAAGCGGAAUCGGUUCAGCACCCGACGGCGUACCAGCGUGGACCAGAAACUGCCGAAGGGGUACGAGGGUAUGGCGUGGGCGACGGUGAUGAAGCUGCGCGAGGCUCUCCUGACUUCCGAGCAGCUGGCGUCUGUGGAGGCGGAGGUUUUCGAGGAACUCGGCAACAUGAAGCAGACGCCAGUCCAGCAGGAGAUGCCGGUGGAGACCACUCUGGAGAAGACCGGUGCAAAGGAUGCUCGCAUCAGCACAGGAGGCAAAGAGAACGAACGCUUCACGCUCGUUCCGGCUGUCAUGGCGGACGGCAAAAAGGUUUCGCCGCGCAUCAUCUUCAAGGGCACGCCGUUCAUCCCCCCGACCGUGAGCGGCAAGGGGAAGAGCACCCUGCCGCGGAAUAACUCCGAAGCCGUGGGAGAUCCAUCCUGCGAAUCGAUCCAAGCACGGCCACCCUGCCGACGCAAUGUCCUUCGGCGUGCAGGAGAAGAGCUGGAGUGACCAUCGGGAGUGCAACGGGUGGAUCUCGGGCAGCUGGAAGCUCCGUCCCAACAACGGCAGCAUCGUCCAGCAGCGCCCGUGCGUCCUGGUGCUGGACGACUUCAAGUGCCACAAGGACGAGGGUUUCAUCGCCCCCCUCAAAGAGAGACGUCAACACCAUCGUCAUCAUCCCAGGCGGGUU
This is a messenger RNA of Ectocarpus sp. CCAP 1310/34, 1671 nucleotides long. NCBI's taxonomy places the organism in Eukaryota, Phaeophyceae, Ectocarpales, Ectocarpaceae. The record is from the annotation of a GenBank genome assembly.